This is a messenger RNA of Labeo rohita (rohu), 2549 nucleotides long. RefSeq names its product V-set domain-containing T-cell activation inhibitor 1-like. Gene Ontology annotation, cellular component: external side of plasma membrane. The coding region runs from base 269 to 1048 and encodes 259 amino acids. The record is from RefSeq and is a predicted model, not a curated record. NCBI's taxonomy places the organism in Eukaryota, Metazoa, Chordata, Actinopteri, Cypriniformes, Cyprinidae. Gene Ontology annotation, biological process: cellular response to lipopolysaccharide; T cell costimulation; positive regulation of T cell proliferation. The transcript is spliced from 5 exons.
CUUAAAAUCUGCGCAGUGGGUUCGCGUUUUAGAACCAGAACACGAAACACUGUUGUUUGCAAAUCGAAGCUUCGAACGUCACACUGAUCACGUGGUUAUUCAAAACGGAUGAAGUGCUUCACUGAGAUUUUUUAUACAAGCGUCCUGAGCUGCAAAUUAGUGCUUUGAGAGCAUCGAUCACUACAUUUCUUUUGCUAUUUUAUUUCUUUCUUUCCUUUUUCCCCCUAAAUAUUAACAGUAUUUAUUUUAUUAUUGAACCUUUUGAGUCAUGACCACCAGAGGCUGUGUUGUUUUACUUCAUCUGAUCACAAUGAUAAAUGUGUCUCUGCAGGUCACUGUCGUGGGUGUUAUCGGAGGUUCUGUCAUUUUACCGUGUUCUUCUAAAGAACCUCAGCCUAGAGUUGAAGAUAUUACAGUUAAUUGGAAACACCUCGACAGUCUGAGUGUGUAUGACAUUAUUAAGGGUAAAGGCUCUGUGGAAGAACAGCACCCAAAGUACAAGAACAGAGCUGAAAGCGUCGCUAAGCAGUAUCAGAAAGGAGACUUCUCACUCAAACUCAAAAAUCUUCAGUACAAUGAUACAGGAAAUUACCAGUGCUACAUCACAGCGGAAUCAGAAGUUGAGACUGUGGAGCUGCUUAUCGAAGAGCCUCUGCAGGUCUUGACUGAGCGCUCCGUUGGAAGUUCUGUUGUUUUACCUUGUUCUUCUAGAAGAUCUCAUCUUACAGCUGAAGACAUUACAGUGCACUGGAGACACAAUAAGACUCUAAAAGUGUAUGAUAUUAUUAAGGGUAAAGUCUCUCUGGAAGAACAGGAUUCAGCAUAUGCGAACAGAACUGAAAUUAUCCGUGAGAAUUAUCUGAAAGGAGACUUCUCCCUCAAACUCAACAACCUUCAACCCAAUGAAACGGGAAACUACACGUGCCAAAUCACAAAUGAACUACUCAUUCAAAGUGUGAAACUAGAAGUGAACCAAGGAGCACAAGCAAGAACUGAGAAGAUUUUAUUAGUGCCCUUACUUUCUGUUUCCAUUCUGCUCUGUAUGUGAGUAUUGAGUGAAGAAAUCACUUAUCUGCAGUACUGCAUUGUAUUUGCUCCAAUGUGCCUCACAAAAGAUCCAACCUCAGGAUGAUUCCCUGAGACAAUCACAACCUUUGAGAAAUGGCUUAAGACAUGUUUUGCUAGCACUUUAGCUAAAGCACUACUUUAAAUGCAGCGUAAAUUACGAUUAAUCCCACCUAACAUUUUAAUUUUUAAUUAUACUUUUAUAUUGCAUGAUACAUGAUACAGGCUUUAGGCUAUAGCCUAACACAGCGCGCGCCGGCAUAUUUGUGCGUGCACUUAAAGAGCACACGCUACGAGCUCGGUAUAACAGCUGACAGGACAGGAAGAUUCGUUUUUACUGACAUAUGACCAGACAACAUCUCAUCUGACCGCAGUUCACUGAUGUUCUACUGAUGUAUGUCUUGGUGUUUUGUUUUUUAAUGAUUUUUUUCAUAGUUGUUUACAUUUUGCUAAUAGAUAGCUUAUGCAUUUUAAAUGCAGGUAUGUUGUGAAAGAUGCAUUUUUAAAGCAUUCAUGCACUACAAAAAGUAUUCAUCUCAACACUUUAUCAGGUUUCAAGGGUUUCCUGCUGCCUUUUUUUUUUUAAGUUCAGUCAACUCAAAUAAGUUUAGUCAACUUAAUGUUAAGUUUUACUAAGUAACAACUUAGAUAUUUGUGUUUGUUAAUCUUAAAAGCUGGGUAAGUAACGCAGCUGCCUUAAAAUUUUAAGUUGAAUCAACUCAAAUAUCUAAGUUGCCACUUAGUAUAACUUAACAUUUCAAGUUGAAUAAAAAAUUUUUGAGUUGACUGAGCUUAAAAUUUUAAGGCAGCUGGAAAAACCAGCCUAAGCUGAUUGGAUGCUGGUUUUAAAAUGUUUUUGGCCACAUUUUGGCUGGUCUUAGCUUAAACCAUAUACUUAAGCUUUUACUAGCUAAGAUUAGACAAUCAGUUUAAGCUAGCUUUAAUUUUUUGUUGUUGUUGUUUAACUGAAUCUUGUUAACCUUGUUUAAGCUAUUUUAUCUAUCUGGUAGACUUUAUUGCCUUCCAAAAUUUCAAACUAUUAAAAUGUUUCAUUUUAUUUACUUCUAGUUGAUAUAGUUUGCCAAAUCAACUGCAUUUGUAUUUGUAUUAAAACUAAUUUUGGCAAUGUUUGUUUAACAAAAAUGGAACUUUGUAUAUGUUGUAGAUUACAAAACAACUUUACUUUGUACCAGAUAUAUGUGGGAAAAUGCCAGCAGUUUGAGUUGUUGUUGCUGUUGUUGUUAUUACAUUUUGUGUUUAUUUUAAUUUAUAGGGGUUACUAACAAUUCCAUGAAUUGCAUGUAUAUUUAAGACAAAUUUACUUUUUGUUUAAACUCUACAGACUAAAUGAGUGGAAUCAUUCAAUGUGAAUUCACAUAUACCGUGUUGCUAUCUUCUGUAUACCUUUAAUUACAAUAUAGGCAGUUAAAUAUGUAAACAUUCACACGCCAUAGGACAUAGAAUAAAAUUAUCUUUCAAAUGAA